GCCCUUCUCUGUCAGACGAUCCUCCAUCGCGAGCCUUUGUAUUUCGCCGCUACUACAGUCGACGCACACGAUGAUACUCGAUCCCUUUCUAUCUACAUCGUGUCGUCUCUGUAUCGAGACAAAAGUUCUGCCGGACUGUUCACAUUUCAGCAUUUUGUAAUUUUGCACGUCUCCAAUUCGGCACAAAUAAAUCUGCGCUGUGUUGCUGUGAUCGCGAUUUCUUUUUUUCUCGAAAACUGAAAAUGGCACGUACCUAAAGUGCACGAAAAGUGAGAAUUGUUUUUUGUGAUUCUUCUUUGUUGCAAAGGAUAACUUCUAUAGCAAUGCCUCGUUAACAAAACGAAUAAAAUCAUUGUUAAUCGAUAAUGAUCGAGAAUGAUUGAUGUUGUACUUACCUUAUUGCAAGUUGAUCGAAUAAUGUUCUCGCUUAGCAAGCAACCCAAAUUAAAAGGCUUAUGGAGCUUUCGGAGAGAUCAUAUCCUGCAGACGGUGUGAAAUUCCCAUACAUCAACAGGUCUCAGAAGGGCCGAGGAUUUCCCCACCUUUGGGGUACCUAAUACCCCACUCUGGGGCAUACUUUGCCCCACUCCACCAUGGGCACACGGGUGCUUCGGCAUGCGGGCUCUACGAAAUCGAAAACAUCAAACAGUUACCCUCGGCACCCCAAGCCGAGUAUUCACCGGUGGAUACUGGAUCGUCGAACUUUGCGUGGAGCACUGUAUUUGGAUGUACGAAUGUUGCUGAAGCAGAUUACAAAACCAGUGUUCUCCGAUUAAACUGCCGACACUCGGGUAUACGCAUGGCAUGACAAUUUGAUCGGUGGAUUGUUGCAACUACGAAAUGUUAGGCAGCGAAGAGGAGCCCGAGCGUAGAGCGCAAUCGGGGAUGUCAAAAGCGGAACAACGCAAGAGUAACAAGCCGAUCAUGGAAAAACGACGACGCGCUCGAAUCAAUCAGUAUCUCGAUGAACUGAAGAACUUCAUACUUGUAAAUGAAAAAGAUCCGACUAGACACUCCAAGUUGGAGAAAGCCGAUAUUCUCGAGAUGACGGUGAAGCGGAUACAAACGAUGCAGCAGCAGCAACUCAACGUCGCCAUCGCCGGCGAUCCGGGGGUGUUGACGAAAUUCCGUUCCGGAUUUUCCGAAUGUGCUACCGAAGUAUCGCGAUUCGUCAAUAGCCUCGAGAACGUCGAUCCCGCCGUCAAGCAACGAUUGGUAUCGCAUCUGAACAAAUGCGUGAGUCAUCUCCAGCAAAUGGCGCCGUUCUGCAGCUAUUACGUGCCCUACAUGCCGGAACGGCUGUAUCCGGAGGUAAAGGUCGGCUUCCAGAGCGAUUUGCAGAAUGGGGAUGAGAACAACAAUGGUAGCGCAAGGAUACAAAUACCGAACGGGGUCCACUUAAUUCCCAGUCGGCUGCCAACGGGCGAGCUGGCGCUCCUGGUGCCGCAAUCCGCCGGCAUCCCUACGAAUUUCUCCUUCUUCCCGCCCGGCACGGAAUCAUCCACGAGAAUCGGUCAGUCCUCAGCGUUCACCGCUGUUCACAAGUCGCGCAACAGCCCGUGCAGCCCGGCGGGCUCCAGCUCCAGCUGCGACGACGAGAGCCACCAUUUGGAGCAUCCACAGGCGACGUCCUCGCCCAACCCUCAUCAGCCGCAUUCGAGUCAGGGCAAGCUGAACGAGCCGGUCCUUCCGGUACCGAGUCCCGCGUCGUCGAAGAGCUUGACUUCCUCGCCGGAAACUCAGAAGCGGCAGAUCAGCUCGAGCAGCGACCGGAAAUCGCCGGCACCAGGAUUUCCGGAAUCCAAACCGAUCGGCAGUGCCGAUCAAAUAGCCAAGAAAGAGUCGCAGGCUGCGAAUUACGCGAGAAAAUUCACGGAGGAAUUUAUGAACAGCGUGCGGCAACCCCUGUCCGUCAUCACAGACAGGACCUCCAAUCGCUCCUGGUCGCCGGUUCAACCAAAGGCCAUCGUUUCACCCAUGAAGCGUGAGGUUGACGGGCUGCUGGUGAUCUCGGAUAAGAGACCGAGAUACCAGGAACCCACUAGUUCGACUUCCUCGAUGAAUAACGACGACGCGCUCGAGAGCGCGAACGAGCAGUCUAUCUCGAUCGAUGAUCCCGCGGCGAGACAGAUGAGCCCGCUACUACGAAACGCUCUAAGUUUCAACAUAUUCCAAAGGAAUCAGGCGGAAGUACCGUUCAAUUCUAACAUGUGGAGACCCUGGUGAUCGACGUUGCCGGAUAAGGAUCGAUUGCAUCUCGAUUAUUUUCAGGCAUAUGAUAUACGAAUUCUCUAGUACACGAAACGGUAAAUAUUCACUUAUGGCCAGCACCCGCAACUGUCAAUGACCUUGACAUAUGUUAUAGAGGUCAUCAUUCUAAGUAACCUUCCGCAAGUUUUAGCCGUCGCUCGUUGUUUAUUAAAAA
Ooceraea biroi (clonal raider ant) is the source of this 2425-nucleotide messenger RNA. It is a transcript of the gene dpn, whose product is annotated as bHLH protein deadpan. Gene Ontology annotation, biological process: regulation of DNA-templated transcription. Lineage: Eukaryota; Metazoa; Arthropoda; Insecta; Hymenoptera; Formicidae. The record is from RefSeq and is a predicted model, not a curated record. Gene Ontology annotation, molecular function: DNA binding; protein dimerization activity.